AUGAGUGAGUACUUAUCUAAGCCGUUUCACCGUGAUAAUUGAACACUAUAUGGUUAUUAACUAGUAUUUUGAACUUAUGAUGUUGCAUGAUGCCCGCACCAUCAAGGUCCGAACUAGCAUUGGAGGUCUGAAAUGUGAUGUCAGUGGGCAUUUGUGGAAGGCUGAUGACCUAAAGCAACAUCAUCACAAUUGCUGUUGGGUUAUGUUUUAUUUCCUUGACGCUAGGAAAAAAAGCAUUAGACUCAUAAAUCUUCGAUACUUGAUCAUAUAAUUUGAAUAUAUUCAGUUUGUGUAUUGAAGCGAUAAUGCCUGUGGCAAAUAGGUUGGAACGUGUCGUCAAGUCAGUCUCAGCUAGCCACUUACCCCCUCUUUCACAAUUCUAGGCAUGCUUUCGACAGGGGCACCUAACGACAAUUUUCGAGAAAAUAUCUGUUCGGAAGACGAUUUGAGAACUAGAAUUUUCGGAACAUUUGUUGUAAAAUUUCUUGCUUGCCUACCUCUCCUAGGAUUUUCGAAGAUCUACAAAAUGGUAUAAUUACCCAUUUUAAACGGAUAUUUACCCUAAAAAAGGCCACCUAGAAUUUUCGGGAGCCUUUUCCUGGCUGGAAUUUUCGAAAAGGUAAGUUUUGAUCCCUAUAAUUUUCGGAUCACUAGACUUUCAGCUAGGAAAUCCGAACAGAUUUUUAGGGGAUAAAAAUAUGCCUAUAUCUACCGUUUAAAUACUAAAAUACGUUCAACAAUGCUAUGUUAAGUGGUUUUGAACUAUAUCCUCGUUGGGUGCCCCUGUUUCGAAGCAUGCUUUUGAAUUUUUUCGAUUGGUUCCUGCUAGAUUAAUCACUUGUCUCUUCAAAUUGAUUAACGAUGGUAACUCAUUAUUUGCCUUUGGGGGGAUCUUCCCACAGGCUAUUAUCGUCCCUUGCAUGUGGACGUCGGAUGUAUUCACCUCCGCGAAAGGUAUAUUUGACAAAUAUUUGUGGUCUAGUUUUUGCAUAGUUCUACAACGCGUCUUUGGGUACCAGAAUGGUGUAAAAUUAAGUGUCAGUAGUAAAAGCCUACGGUUGUCUAACUUCUGCAAAUGAACUGAACAAUGGUAACGGAUCCUGCCAGUGGAUCUCAGUUUAGCUGAAUUUUAGUGUACAAAGAAAAAAAAAAGAAAUACUGUAAAACUAGAAAACUAUCUGAUUCCAUAUAUUUUACAAUAUCAUUCCUUGCAGGCCACAAAAAACCGGUAAAGAGCUCAAAUAUGCCUGAAAAAUGGCGAUUUGGAUACGAAAAUUACGUAACUAGCAAACAGUUGUCACAAACGCAAAAAGGGAUGACUGUAAAAGGUGAUACCUCAAAAAAAAAAUAUUUCAGCAGUUUUGGGCGAUGUCUUUUAACUAAUUGCUUUGGCCCGGAGGUAGACAGUAAUUUCACUGCUCAUUGGACCGUUCGUAAUGUCUAAAGAUGCUUUUAGGUAUGUUUGACACAAUAUUUCAUCGCGGGUUAAAGAGCAGACGAACAGCUUAUUUAGUACCUUAAAGCACAGAUAACUGUUAUUCGAAUUAAGUCUCUAGCUGCUCAAUUCAACUUCACCCUGAGGCAAAUUGUUUCGUGUUAAGAAUCUGUUCAGUAUGUCCUUUUUCUUCACGUUUGGGAAUAUCACACGUUUUAAAAGAAGUACUUCAGGUACCAAAAAAAACCUGUCAACACCAGCAGAGAGUGGGGUAAAAAAAAUCAAAUUUCAGCCGAUUGGCAGCAAACUAUUAAAAUUACAUUUAUUAGUUUUGUACCAUUUUUAUCCAGUAUUCGGUAUGGUAGGUUUUAUUCAGUUGCCAUUUCUAUUACAAAAUGUACCUCACGGUUCAGACAUUUGUGCCUAGAAAUACUUUCAUCUUAUUACCAAAUUAGCGCAGGCCACGUCCGAUGUUUAGUCUUUUGUCUUAGGUUUCUUAGACGUAAAUGGGUUUCAUCAAAUAACUGUUAUAAGUUCGUCAGAUGUUUUUUCUUUUACAUCUUGCCGAGACUCGGAUUGCGUUGGAUGUAAAAAUUCUUCCAUUAAACGAAUAGACGUUUUCACGGCGGUUAUUUCAUCUUUUGACAACUGUGGCAAGGACAAGUAAGAGAAAAACCAUCCACUCCGCUGAAAAGAGCGCCUGUAAAUUGAUAAAACUCCAAGUUUGAAAGUAAUUUGUUGAAAACUAACGAAGAUAUAUCUCCCCAAAGUCUUGAAUUUUAGAGACGUUUGUUUGGUGGUGCUUCAAACUUGGCAGUUUUACCUACUGAUUUUAAGGUGCUCUUUCCAUACUUUCCAGUGGUGUCGACGGAUUUUUUUCCUAACUGGUCUAUGUCUAAAGUUGAAAAAUCCGUGGAGGGUCUAUUCCUUCCCAUCAAAAAAAUUUUUGAGAAAACAAGAAUUCUUUUUUGUUUUUAAAAAUGAUAUUGUUGGGGGAGCAGUGUAGUCUAAGGAGGAUGGCAAACGGGAACCAUAAAGCAUUCAACUAACAAAAAUGCUGUAGAAGGACAUGCCAGGUGAUCUCUAUUUUUUCCUUAAAUAUAGAGGACGAAAAACAACUGGCUUGAAUAUUUUAUUGCCUGUCGAAUUUCUGAGACUACGAAUGAAAACCUCGAAGAAAUGUUCUAUUAAAAUUGAAAUCAACUUUAAAUUUGUUCUAAAAAACAUUUACAGCAGUUUUUAACAUCUGCCUUUACGCCGUUGAAAUUGGUAAAAAAAAAAGCUGUGAACCCGUGUAGCUUUUCCCUUCUUAAUGUAAUAAAUUAACCACGUAAUUCAAUAUCAAUCCUACCAAUAAAAUUUAGCACUACUCACCAAGUAAAUAUAAUUAUAUUAUUUCAGUUUCUUCCUUGUGUUGACUACCGUUUUGAUUUUCAUGACAACUUCCAGAAUUCUAUUAGUCAGCUUUUCUAAACCUAAAAGAAGUUUAUUUUCGACGGGAAAAUAAUGUUCAUAGCAAAAGCUAGCAACCCCGCUACACAUCCAUGUUUUGAUAAAAAAGGAACUGAUUAGGGCCUACUUUACACUAUUGUACGACGUAUUUCUACUUCGGCAUACUUAAUGAGGUUGAGUCCAGUUUCUAAUGACCUCUAUCCGUCUGUCAAAAAUGGCAGUUUUGAAAGUUCCACACCAUAGUAGAUUACCUAACAGUUUUUUUUAAUAAAACUUUGGGAUAAAAGGGAACCGUUACAGUUUUAAAUUUUUAAGGAAACUCGUUUCUCCAGAAAUUUCUGCAUCAUUCUGUUUAGUCUAAAUCUCUGGGAUUUUUGGCUCACUGGACUCCGCCCUUUUACUCGUAAUCCCCGAAACACAAACGCGGCAUCCUCAAACAUACAAGAAAGAAUUAAAGUUCAUGGUCUUUAUUGUUAUUGCUAAGUAAAAUGCCUCUGUGGUCGAUCCAAGGAAAAAAAUUAAAUUGUUCUGAAAUUGGAAAUACACUAACGAGAGAGGGCAUGCAUGUGGCCGCCAAAAGAGAUCGAAAAUGACUUUUGAAUCAGCCUUAGUUCACGGGAAGAAAUGUCCCGCUGUACCACUAGAAUCAGAUUUUAAUUAAAAAUUUCCUUCUUUUUUGUUUCUUUUCAUGAAAGCCUUUUUUACAUAACACAGGAAUUCAGAGGGAGUAGAACUAAUUUUUUUAGGAAGUUUGGAUUUGCAAGUUUUAUUCCAUAUUUUCAAAACCUCAACAAUUUUUUUUUUAGUUUCUACUCUGAAUAAGAAAAUUGCAUCUUAUCUUUUUGGAGUUUAUCUCAUCAGUUAAUAGCAGUUUUCAUUCCUCCAGAAAUUGAUGCUUAUGGUCAGGUGCUUUUCAGAAAGUAAUUCAAGGCUCAAUGGAGAUUGAACAAUAAAAUGUAAAAUGACAGUAAGGGUUUCCUUUCCACACCAAAACUGAUAAUAAACGUGAAACACAAAACAAUACAAUGUAAAUGAUUUUACUGGACACAUUUUAGGAGAUGAGAACUUGUCCCAUUUUUUUAAAUUUUAUCAUAUGGCUUCUUAAUUUAAGGCUAAAUCUCUACUCAUAUAAAAAAGACAUCUCUCUCCCACCUUUGCGUCAUGUUCAGAACUUUCUAUUACUUACCACUUAGCCGGAACAAUAAUUUUCCAAUAAAAAUAAUUGCUUACAGCGUUUUGCGCAAUUAUCAAAUUAUAAUCAGGUUUUUUUUGACAUCGUGUAUGAGGCACCACAUAAAAUGAGUUUGAUACUGAAGGUAUCUUACUGCCUGAAAGCCGAUUUUCGUCAUAAAAAAACGAUAAAGUGCUUGAAUAUUUCAGUUUCAGUGUUAAUUUCUAAUUCUCGUUAUCUCAGUACUUGCAUGACCUGUCUCAUUGUAUAACCACGUUUCCGUCUGUUUUUCGUUUCCAUUUCCUGAAUUCAGUAGAUGUAUUAUAUACCUUUUUCAGAAAAGAAAAGUGGGUACAUCCUGAAGAAUUAACACAUUUCAGGCUUCAUUUGGUGAAAAUCUACAAAAUAGCACGAACGGCGAGUCAGUUAGCUCGCAAACAAGGGCGAACGGGGGGAAACGAAAGAGAGAAAUACACGCGUGCGUUUUAUUUGUAUUCCACAUCUGUGUAUCUCAUCGUCAAGCACUAUGAUUAAAUCAAAGAACAACUUCAUAUUAUUUAAUAUAUACCUGGGUACACUUAAUGAACAAAAAGAUGGAACGUAGGCGAACCUUCACCGGAACUUCAUAAUUUUCAUUUUAAUGUUUUCUUUUUUCUUUGGUAUGAUUAUUGAGUUUCCAAAGAGUUAAGGCGCGAUUAACAUAUCAUCAAACCUGACGAUAAGCUAAUCCUGUGGAAAGGAUCUUAAUCCAUUGCGCAAGAACAUCGCCUCAAGCAUGUCUUAACCAGUGCUCAUUUUUAAUAAAUUGUAAAACAAAACCAGUUAACAAGGCGCUGCUAAAAAGGUAAACUGAGCACGAGCAUCAUCGCAGCAAACUCUAUACAAGUAAGUUAAAAAUUUCUUUUUCGCGACCUUGAAAGGAAAUUAUUUAAAAACUACAUAUAAAUGACCUUUUCGUCCAGAUAGUUGGGUUAAGAAAAAAACCGUUUAGUCAGUAUAUACGUAGUAAGCUGUAAUUUUUCAGUAAAGUCUUCUGUUGUUUGAACAGUGAUAAAUUAGGAACACAGAAUCAGGAGAUACAUGUAUCUUUGCAACAUAAACGGUCGACGGCGGUUGAGCCGUGUAGAGCUGACAAACUCUUUGAUUCCAAUGUACAAAUAAUUUUGAUUUGGACUAUACGUAGUUCAUAUUACAAAACGAAAGAAACUUGAAACGGUACCACUUAAUUGACGAAACCUGCAAGUCAGCGUAUUUGGACUGAAUAUUCCCUCCAAAACAUAUAUUUUAUAUAUACCACGACCCCUUGCUGAACUAAUGGCAGCUAAUGCCAACCUUACGAUGAAAAUACAAAGUGUAGUAUAUCUGAUCAUGAAUAUCAUCUUUAACCACAACUUCAGGCGAGUUUUCUUCUGCUUGUGAUCAACAGUUUAACUUUUAAUUUUAUCACUGAGCAAUUAUUGAUUUCUGUCGGACGAUGGGUGACUUUUUUUCAAGCUGGAGACUGAAUUCGGGGUAGGCUAGAAGACAAAGCAAAAUGUACGUGCAGCAAGCCGAAGACGUACUCAAAUUUGAAUUUUUGCGAAUUGAAAAACCGCAUGUCGGCGGAUGAAAAGCGAAGGAUUACCGUUUAUAACAGGCGUAUAUGUACUAUCUUUUCGUUCCAUCUUGCACGACAUCUCUUGGUAUAAUUUUGUUUCGAUUGUUACUUGGCCUAAAAUGCUUCUUUAUUUUAUUUAAGAUAUUAACCAAAACGCAACAACGUCUGAACAACCUCAGCUUCUUGGUGGGAGUUUGAGGAAAACUGCCAUAGCAAGUAAUCUUUGUUCUUUAAAUCAGAAAGAAAUUAUAUCAUAGACAGUUUAAAAAGCACUUUUGUUGAUAUAUUUGGACAGUUAACAGGCUCUUGAGAUUCUUCGAACAUUGUGUUGAAAAACCAAAACUACAAGAACUUUCAACAACAUUUUUAUCAUUUUUUGUUUCUAGCUUUGCUGUAUUUUAUUCUGUAUUUUAAUCUUAUCGUUUCGUCGACUUUCUGAGGACUGUCGUAUUGGAUCCAUUAAGUCAAAAACAAAACAUUGCGUUUAAAGAAUAAUAAAAGAAAAAAUGAAAAUAAAACAAAUGCGCCUUAUGCAAACUUUAUACACCAGAAAUUUCAACCAAUGAAAGAAGAGGUCGAUUCCAUUUGUAGAUGAAAAUUCAGGCACAUUUUUGGAGGAAAGUUCCCGGAAGCCUAAACCGAAACAUGUGAAAAUUAAAGUGUCUAAUAACUGUGAAAUCCAAACACCCUUAAGGUAGUUAAAAGUAAAAAAAAAUGAAAGAUACUAGAAUUCAAGGGCCUGAAGUUUAUUUUGUAUUUUGGGUUUGGAUGUAGUGCCGCUUUUUCUAGGUCUGAGCCUCUCGAACAAAUCAUCAUUCUUCGGAAUGUUCGAUCAGCAAAAUGUCACAAAUUUCUUGGUCAGAAGGACGACAGAGCACUUUGAAAGUGAAUUUCCCAAAAUGAAUGUGGUUAACUCUUAGGAAACAAAAAAACUUAGCAUCUAUAGAACAUGAAGGCUUUUUUCUUCUAAACACCUUUUUGAGUUUGAGGUUUUAAAUGAAAGGAAGCCGGCGCAUCAGUAAAACCUUUACCUUGUAAAAGUUUUUUUGGGACGGCUCUUUUCAGGAGCCUCCCCACCCCCACCCCCACCCACUUUUUGCUGUUUAGCAUGCCAAAGGAUGUCACCAACAAAAAAAAAAUGCGAAAUGAGUUUGGGCGGAGACAUCAUUUAGUUCCUUGGAAACACGAGGGCGAGCCAAAACAAUAUUAAUAUCUCAUGACUCAAAUUUGGUGUAAGAUUUAAUGCCAUGACGUUAUAUGACUUAAAGUGACUCUGGUGAGGAGGGCCUUCAUAUUAUUGUAAUCAGUUUAUCUGCGUCACUGUGAUCAGGCAGAUUAGGCUUCCCACCAAAAUACUGGCGAAUUUCGGUAUUGAAUGGUCAUGACGCGAGGUUGCAUUGUAAAACCCGAAGAAAACCAAAAGUGAGCGAAAUUAAUUCGGGUAUGGUUAUGGUUGUUUUGCUUCUAUCUGUUUGUUUUUGGGUCGUGAGUGUGUUUUCUUUUUUUCACUCGAAGCUGCGGAAGGAAAACCAGAGUAGACAGCCAACAAAGUAUACUUUAUAAGUUCUUUACGCAAGCGUAUGAAAAUUCAAAAACACCCAUUUCUGUCUCUCCUUUUUCGAGGAUUACGCAUGAAAGUGAGCCGACAGAUAUAAUCCAAAAGUUUUUCGCAUUAUCGAAAUCUCCUCAAACAAUAGCAGAGAUUGUUAUUGUUUCUAGAUCCAUUUACAUUUAUCGACACAAGUUUGCUUUGGCUGUUAAAUUUGGACGUUAACACAGUUUUUCACCACCAUAAUAAACAAAAAUCGAACGACGAAUAGUCAUAAGAUUCAGACCAACGACUGCGACAUUUUUUGGCUAUCAAAAUGCAAGGUACGUGAGUUAAUGGUGUUGAGUCGGUUACAAAUCUACACGAAUUCGGUGCUGCAUUCACUUAAGCCUUAAACCUUCAUCGUAGAGAAAUAACUAACGACUCUCUUUUACUAACUUCUCAAUACAUAUAACUGAUGUUUUGGCUGAGAGUGAAGCAUAUUUUUCAACGGAUGGCCCAUUAUUUAUUUUUGCAGCAUUUCUUACACCAUUCUUUCCUCAAAUGGAUAAUUCGUAGAUUAAAUUGUGUGCUGUCCGCACGCAAUAUGCACAAAUAUUAAAAGCUUUUAACUCAUUUUAUGACUAUGAACGAUUUAAUAAAGUAAAUUUCAGUUGAAAUUUCGAGGAAGUCUCCAUACGCAGUGACACUUGUGUUAGACAAUGCCUUGAGCAAAUAUAGAGUAAUGUAAAGCUAUAAUACUUAAAAAAAAGUCACUGCCUUGUGGUUGGCGAUUUAUCCUUUAAGAAACCUCGAUGCAUUUUAAUUACGUUCUAACCGCUCAGAUUGACAAUAAACACUACUGAAAAAGUUUCUCUUUACACAUGUUUCGUUAUACGUUCAUGUGUUUCUGAAUUAUUCUAUAAAAUCGAUCAUUGCGGAAGAAAGUCAUUCACAAAAUUUUCCUCGUGCUAAAGUUAUAUGUUGAUUGUGAAAGAAUUAAUAAUAUUUCGUAGCAAUAAACAUAUCUAUGUAGCAGUUAUUGGAUUCGGCUUCGUGUUAUCUGAAGAAUUAUGCAGAUUGAGGAGGGUGUUAUCGGCGGCCGAAGAGGAUAACACCAUCUUAGAACUGCAUAAUUACUCAUAUCACACGAAAGCCGAGUCCAAUAAUUGUUCUAUUAUUCAUUCAAAGUAAUUUAUAUUUUUAAAAAAUGCCAACCCCGAUCUUUGUUAAGUUCCGGGCUCCUUUGUCUGAUCUUUCGCAAAUUCAGAAAAUGGAGGGAUAGUGUGGCAGAUAUUCCUCAAAUAGCAGUUGUCGCAUCCGUUGUUCUUGCUAUGUUUUUGGGCACGACGUUCGGCCAUUUCUUCUUCGCAAAACGUGUUAAGUUUUCUGCUAUUUUCACUAGUUCUACCAAAACAGUUUCCAGGACUUUUUGGUUGCCGUCCCUUUUCCUGGCGAUACCCUGUACUGUUGACGUCAUUUUACCCGAUAUCGCAAAUUAGUAUUUACCAAAUCAGUGAAUAGCAAUUUUCGAGCGUUUUGAGUGGCUGCCGUAACUCGGUAUAUCAUUUGGCUAUUCACUGUUUUACGACCGGAGUACAAAUGGCAUCUCGUUUGGAGACAUUUUCGAAAGACGAAUUUUGAGCGAUAAAUGAACUAGUCGUACAAACAAAUACCAAGAAAGUGACGAACUUUGGCUGGUCAGUGUUUACUGGUAGGUAGAAAAUUAUUUUCAUGCUGAAUUUGCAACAAAAUCGUAAAAAUGCACUUGACACUAACCCGAAAUGUUUGUAUUAAAUUGUAAACAAAGUUCCCUCUAGUGACUUUUUUAAUUUUCAAAUAAUUACUGGUUUUCAUUUUUAUCCAACUGAUUUGAUAAAUAAUAAAACAACUAUCUCCCUCAGGGUCGGUGAACGGCGCUAGAUUUAUAUCUCGAUGCUUCGCGUCUCGGUAUAUGUACACACCACUAUUCACCACCCCUUCGGGGGAUAGUCGUAUACUACUUCACAAUUUGGUCAACACUACAUAGCUAGUUACGAAGAUUUAACUGGGCCUCAUCAGAGACAGAGAAAUAUUUUGAUUGAAUGCGUGAAUAAAAAUAAUGAUGAUGAUGAUGAUGAUAAUAAGAAUAGUUACCGAACCGAAUGGUACCGAACUUUUUCUACUUCUAAGUAUAACUUCUCAAGUGGU
Molecule: messenger RNA, 9373 nt
Organism: Porites evermanni
Lineage: Eukaryota; Metazoa; Cnidaria; Anthozoa; Scleractinia; Poritidae
Source: the annotation of a GenBank genome assembly